This is a messenger RNA of Andrographis paniculata, 1852 nucleotides long. RefSeq names its product TORTIFOLIA1-like protein 5. Gene Ontology annotation, molecular function: microtubule binding. Gene Ontology annotation, cellular component: microtubule. NCBI's taxonomy places the organism in Eukaryota, Viridiplantae, Streptophyta, Magnoliopsida, Lamiales, Acanthaceae. The record is from RefSeq and is a predicted model, not a curated record. The coding region runs from base 117 to 1598 and encodes 493 amino acids. The transcript has 4 exons.
AUGUCCUCUCAAACAUAUAUAAAUCCAUCGUCGCCGGCGAGUGUAUCUUCUCGUCUCCGCCUCCUCCGCCGCAUGCCACCGCCGUCUGUAAUAUUGCACAGUUAAUUAAGAAAAAAAUGGCGAUCACGAAGCAGAACUCCGGCGAGCUGAAAACCCGAGUCAACAGCUGUCUGAACAAGCUCUCCGACAGGGACACGCUUUCCAUGGCGGCGAACGAGCUCGAAGCCAUCGCUAAGACGCUGCCGUCCGAUGGCUUCGCGCCUUUUCUGAACUGCCUCUCCGCCACAGACUCGUCGGAGAAGUCUCCGGUGCGGCGGCACAGCGUCCGUCUAAUCGGCGUUCUCUCCGCCGCCCACGGCGACUCGCUGUCGCCCCACCUAUCUCGGAUGAUCUCCGCCGUCGUUCGCCGCCUGCGCGACCCCGACUCCGCCGUCCGAUCCGCCUGCGCCGACGCGGCGGCGUCGAUCGCCGCGCACGUUAGCUCGCUGCCGUUCGCCGCCAUCUUGAGGCCGCUGGUGGAGGCGCUCUUCCGCGAACAGGAUUCGAAUGCCCAGAUCGGCGCCGCCCUCUGCCUCUCCGCAGCCGUCUCGGCGGCGCCGGCGCCCGACGCCGCCGAAUUGCGGAAGCUCUUGCCCAGGCUUUUGAAAUUGCUAAAAAUCGAUUCUUUCAAAGCCAAGCCCAAUUUAUUACACUUCAUCGGCACAAUUGUCGGCACCUCCGGCGGCGCUAAAAGUAAGAAUUUGUUGAAUUCUGUAAUAUCGACGUCGAUUCAGUUUCUGAGCAGCGAAGAUUGGGCGGCGCGGAAAGCCGCCGCCGCCGUUCUCGAAAUAGCCGCCGCGUCGGAGCGGAAUUUGGCGGCGGAGUUUAAGGCCGCCACCGUGUCUGUUUUAGACAGCAAGAGAUUCGAUAAGGUGAAGGUCGUGAGGGAGACGAUGAAUCGGGCAUUGGAGGCAUGGAAAGGUCUGCCUCAGCCAGGUCUAUCUUCUGGACACGUGUCAUCAUCUGAAGGACAUGAAUCCCCGAAAACUCCGGCGACGCCGCAAAAAACGGUUACGACCAAGCCAAGUCCCCUGUCUUCCCUCAGCACACCCAAAAACAUUACAACAAAUGUAGGGAUCAAAAACUCUGUUCCCAAGCUAAACUUCCGGUCCCGAAUAGUCCCCCUCGACUGUAAUGACUCGGGCGACAACGCUGUAAUAGAAAAUUCCGAGAACCAGGACCUCGAGUACCUGUCCCUUAUCCGUAAACAGCUCCAGCAGAUCGAAAACCAGCAGUCGAACCUAUUAGACCUCCUCCAGAGAUUCAUCGGGACCUCGCAAAAGGGGAUGACCUCGUUGGAGCGGCGCGUGGACGGGCUGGAGAGGGUCCUCGACGAAAUGUCGAGGUUUCCGGGACUCGAUUGUGGUAAUAAUAACAACAACAACAACAACAACAAUUCAUGUUGUAUGAUACCAGGGGCAGAAUUUCUAAGUCCCAAGUUUUGGAGGAGAGGAGAAGGGCAGACAUGUAAUUCGAGGAUGUCUUCUUCCUUAACAAACCUGUCUGUGCACAGAGACGCCAUUGGAGAAGCUGCUAAGCUUGCCAGUCCAAGAAACUGAUCAUAUGAUCAAUUCUUACAGAGUUAGUUAUUCUUUUAGUAAGUUAAGGUAGUAGUAAUAUAUAUUUAUUGAGUUAUUAUUAUAUUUGAAGAGAAUUACGUACAAAUAAAAUUAAUGUGUAUUUUGGUCAAAUAUAUAUACAAAAUCGGCCCAUAAUAACAGAAUUUGAUUAAAAGGCCCAAAUCGAGAUGUUUGUAUUAUAGUGCGAGGACAAAAAAAAAAAAAAAAAAAAAAAAAAAAAAAAAAAUCUAAAA